Messenger RNA from Lingula anatina, 1796 nucleotides. Its product is annotated as G protein-coupled receptor 157. Gene Ontology annotation, biological process: adenylate cyclase-activating G protein-coupled receptor signaling pathway; cell surface receptor signaling pathway. The record is from RefSeq and is a predicted model, not a curated record. Gene Ontology annotation, cellular component: plasma membrane. NCBI's taxonomy places the organism in Eukaryota, Metazoa, Brachiopoda, Lingulata, Lingulida, Lingulidae. Gene Ontology annotation, molecular function: G protein-coupled receptor activity.
ACUGCCGGUUCAGUGUUGGCUAUAUACGCAAUUUACGUUCAUGUAAUAUGUUGAUAACACGUAUCUAAGAUAGCCUAGAUUUUAAAUGACAACAGAGAAAAGGUAUGCAGCCGGGAACAGGGUAAUGUCGUAAAUAUGAUACGAAUUAUCAUGUAAACACAGCCUGAAACAGUUUUGACUUCAGUGUUAACAAAACCAACAUGAACGGUAUUUCCGUAGCCGUUUCUUCCCUAACACUCGCCAGCAGUUUCUUGUCCUGGUGUGGCUGUAUUUUGAUAUUCGGAACAUGGCUGUUUUUCAAAGACAUUCGGUCGUCAAGCAGACGCUUAUUAUUAUAUCUGGCACUGGCGGACUUUUUGAUAGCUCUAGGAAAUGCAUCAGGUGCAAUAAGGAGCUUAGGCCAAUCCAACGAUACGAACUCAUCUGCCGAAUCGCAAUGUGAAAAUCCUACAGCUUUUUGUAAGGCACAAAGUUUUAUAAUCACUUUUGGAAGCAUGUCGUCUUUCUUCUGGACGAUGAUUAUCGCGUGGCAGGUGCGUGAGACGAUAUUGCACGCGGAAAGGACGGGCUGGACGGAGCGCCACCAUUGGCUCUUGCACGUCAUUGCUUGGGGUAUUCCAGUGAUUAUACUUACAGUUACCCUGUCCUUGGAUAUGCUAGGUUAUCAAGAACUACCAACUGAUAAUUCAUCUAAUAGUACCAUCUCUGAUAAAAGUGUCUUUGGUACCACCGGCGGUUGGUGCUGGAUAAAGGUUUGUCAAAAUAAAACAGUGACACCUGUCGGAGAGGUUGUCACCUUGACGCUUUUGGCUGGAAAAGGCUGGGAGCUUGGAGCGAUGGUGGUACUUCCCCUCAUAUACUGCUCCAUGAAGAUCAAGCUUAGGAAAACGAUCAAACAGACCGGCUCUCUGUUCAUAGAUAGAGAAACUUUGAGCGCAGUAAAGAAGACGGACCGAGUGAUGACGGCGGUCCCUGUUGUGUUCUUUUUACUGCGACUGGCCGGCACUUUGAGGUAUUUAGCGAACACCAUUGUGUGGAUCGGCGAUAUAGAUCCACCGUCCUCCUUUAAUAUAUUUUUCAAUAAGGCGCUUGCAAUUUACCAGGCUGUAGGGGACAGCGGGCAAGGCUUUGGCAACUUUAUCAUCUAUUGUGUUCUAACUGAUAUAUUACGGGAACGAAUCUGCACCAAACUUGGCUUCUGCAAGAAAGACAUGUCUACGAAAAGGUACCAUAUUACGGCACCCUACGUAGACGAACUGGAUGACGGCAGUGAUAGACCCACAACCACCGAGAACAGCAGCGAUAGCGACUCAACGGAUAUGUAUAGUAGUGCUGCUGGAGAAACCACACCCAUUUUACGAGACAAGUCCUCCCAUACUUACACACCAACCAAUUAGAAUAAUGAUUGAAAUGACUGUGACUUCUACUGGGAAAACUACACCCAUAUAACGAUACAGCUCCUCUCACCAACCAAUUGAAAUGAUGAUGAAAAUGACUGUCACUUCUGCUGAGAAAACUACGCCCAUUUUACGAAACGACGUGCCUUUUACUUAAUACCAACCAAUUAAAGUAAUGAUGAAAAUGACUGACAUUCUGCUGAGAAAACCACCCCCAUUCGCGGCCUCUCGUUCAUAAAAAUUGGACCCCCAACUUCAAUUAAUUCUGGAUCCGCCCCUGCGGAUACGUCUUAAAGACAAGUUGAAUCAUUCCAGUGAUUGGUUUGGUAUAAAUGCCCGUAAGCACUUGUUUGUCAAAAAGUGAAGAUGGCGGCUUUGGAAACCAACUUUAACUUUAAC